This is a messenger RNA of Lodderomyces elongisporus, 813 nucleotides long. It is a transcript of the gene BUD23, whose product is annotated as 18S rRNA (guanine1575-N7)-methyltransferase. The transcript has a single exon. The record is from RefSeq and is a predicted model, not a curated record. NCBI's taxonomy places the organism in Eukaryota, Fungi, Ascomycota, Pichiomycetes, Serinales, Debaryomycetaceae. Gene Ontology annotation, cellular component: nucleolus. Bases 1 to 813 code for a protein of 270 amino acids. Gene Ontology annotation, biological process: rRNA (guanine-N7)-methylation. Gene Ontology annotation, molecular function: rRNA (guanine) methyltransferase activity.
AUGUCUAGACCAGAAGAGCUUGCUCCACCCGAGGUGUUUUAUAAUGACACAGAAUCAUUCAAAUAUACAUCUUCGACUCGUGUACAGCACAUCCAGGCCAAGAUGACAUUACGAGCCUUGGAACUACUAAACCUUGAUUCAGAGCAACCACACUUUAUUCUUGAUCUAGGGUGUGGGUCAGGUCUCUCGGGCGAGAUUCUUACCGAGGAGGGUUAUAAUUGGGUUGGUAUGGAUAUUUCCCCCAGUAUGUUGGCUACUGCCUUGGAUAGAGACGUUGAGGGAGACUUGUUCCUUGCCGAUUUGGGUAAUGGAGUGCCAUUCCGUGCAGGUACAUUUGACGCUGCCAUCUCCAUCUCAGCGAUCCAGUGGUUAUGUAACGCCGAUACUGCUGGUGUUGAUCCCAAAAAGAGAUUAUUGUAUUUUUUCAACACAUUGUAUGCGUCGCUAAAGAGAGGUGGGAAGUUUGUUGCACAAUUUUAUCCCAAAAACGAUCAACAGACAGAGAGUAUAAUGAAUGCAGCCAAAGUUGCUGGGUUUGGCGGUGGUGUUGUGUUGGAUGAUCCAGAACUGAAAAGUAAAAAGAAGUAUUACUUGGUGUUGACUGCGGGUGUUUCUGAACGAAAUAUCAAUUUAGCUGGUGCUGAGAUGGAGGUGGAUGCAAAGAAUGAUAGAAAGGAAAAUAGGAAAAAGAGAAAGUUGGCUGAGUCUCGAAAAGAAUAUAUCAAUAGAAAGAAGGAGACUAUGAGGAGGAGAGGUAGAAAAGUUGCCGAAGACUCCAAGUUCACUGGUCGUAAGAGAAAGCAUAGAUUUUGA